Molecule: messenger RNA, 732 nt
Organism: Talaromyces marneffei
Lineage: Eukaryota; Fungi; Ascomycota; Eurotiomycetes; Eurotiales; Trichocomaceae
Exons: 1
Coding region: 1-732 (243 amino acids)
Source: RefSeq, a predicted model, not a curated record
AUGUCACAACCUGAAGCCUCCUUCGAUCUUUCCUUCGCAGCACAGACAACGGACCCCCAGAGGGACGAUAUCAAGGCUCUCAAUAAGCGUUUACAAUGGCAGCUCGACAACCCUGAACGAGGACUACGAUUUGUCAAACUAGACGUACGAACUCUACGUCUUAUCGCCCUCGUUGAUGCUUCAUUCGCCAACAACAAGGAUUUGUCUUCACAACUCGGCUACGUUAUCGUAUUAGCAGACGAAGCAAACAACGCGAAUAUCCUCCACUGGUCCUCUACGAAGUGCAAGAGGAUAACGCGAAGCGUACUCGGCUCCGAAACGUACGCACUAGCCAAUGGAUUUGAUGCCGCAGCUGCAAUCAAGUCAACUCUCACGCAGCUACUCCACCUUACCGAACCACUACCUCUCAUUGUUUGCACCGAUUCAAAGAGCUUGUACGAAUGCCUCGUCAAGCUUGGGACGACACAGGAAAAACGCCUCAUGAUUGACCUCAUGUGUCUACGCCAAUCAUACGAACGUCAAGAGAUCUCAGAGGUCAGAUGGAUUGACGGCAACAGCAACCCAGCUGAUGCCAUGACAAAAGGCAAGCCAUGCCACGCUUUGCAAGAGCUUAUUGAUACGAACAAGCUACGUAUCAACGUUAACAGCUGGGUGGAAAGGACAGCUACGACACGCAGCCCUGAACCUAAGGCUGUAAGAUUUGCUACACCAUUGGAGUCCCCGGACCAGUAG